GAAAGCAUUACACAAGAACAAUGAUUUGAAGUCAGGUUUCUGUGAUUACACAGCAAUAGGCUGGUUUUCCAUUUGUGCACAUGUCAUGAACACGAAAUAUUUUUAGAAGAGUAAUGAAAUACUGUACUUCUUAUGCCCUGAUUUACAUCACAUAAGUUUAUGUCUUUAAUACUUCAUGCACCAAGGGUGUAAUAUUAUAGAAACUGGCCUCAUCUGCCCUAAACUUUUUUUUACAUAUAACAGUAUCAGUGAAGGAAAAUCUUGUCUUCAAUCUUAACAUCAUUGGUGUUUGUGAUUUUCCACCAGAGAAAAUGAUUCAUUCCCACAGACAUGCUAACAAAAGUUCUUAUAUGUUUUGGAGACUGCAGUAUGUCCACAACAUAUGCAAACUAGCCUAUCAUAUGGUGUUGUCAUCCAAAAGAAGGAAUAUGGAAUUCACAAGAAACCAGUCACCACUGUUACUCCAGUGAACACAGCAACAAACCAAAUCCAAUACAUCAGCACGACGGACAGUUCCUCCCCAAGUAUCAACAGAUUUUCAACAGGCCUACUUCAUCCACAGUGGAGCCCUCCAACCAAUAUACCAUGUACUACUGGCAUAAGAAUGCCUAACCUUACAGACUGUAAAAGGUAUUAUACAUGUAACUCCACAUAUGGCAUAAUAUUCGCUUACACCUGUCCACCACAGACAGCCUUCAAUGUGUACACACAUGUCUGUGACACAAGUAUUUACAAAUGGUGUGAAAGGCAAACUGGAACUUAUAAUCAACCUUUCAUUCCACCCAGUCCUACAACUGUAAUUUCUCUCACUACACCACUUCCUACCUCAUGCUCAAAACCUGGGAAAACUCCUGACCCACAGUCCAGUAAGCAUUAUUUUGUGUGCUAUUUCCAACGUGACAGAAUUAAAAAGUACAGGAUGGCUUGCCCAAAUACCCUACACUACUGUGCAUCACAGAGAGUAUGCAAAAAGCCAAGUGAUUGUUCUGGAUAGCUGAAAAAUUCCUUCAUUCCUAUAAUGCAUUAUCAUAUCACCUAUCAGACGUGCAUCACUGCAAUCUUACCAACUUAAUCAAAUGAGUCAUGUUUCAUAUUAUUGCCACUAUA
This is a messenger RNA of Cryptotermes secundus, 1107 nucleotides long. Its product is annotated as probable endochitinase. The coding region runs from base 383 to 994 and encodes 203 amino acids. The record is from RefSeq and is a predicted model, not a curated record. Gene Ontology annotation, cellular component: extracellular region. NCBI's taxonomy places the organism in Eukaryota, Metazoa, Arthropoda, Insecta, Blattodea, Kalotermitidae. The transcript has 2 exons. Gene Ontology annotation, molecular function: chitin binding.